Molecule: messenger RNA, 1973 nt
Organism: Dromiciops gliroides (monito del monte)
Lineage: Eukaryota; Metazoa; Chordata; Mammalia; Microbiotheria; Microbiotheriidae
Gene: FGB
Product: fibrinogen beta chain
Exons: 9
Coding region: 45-1541 (498 amino acids)
Biological process (GO): platelet activation; blood coagulation; protein polymerization
Cellular component (GO): fibrinogen complex
Molecular function (GO): signaling receptor binding
Source: RefSeq, a predicted model, not a curated record
AUAUAUAGGACUGAAGAUCUCACUCUCAGAUCCAUUCGCAAAGGAUGGUUACGUGGGUAUUUUCAAAAUCUUCUGCCAUGAAACGUCUUUUGCUGCUCCUGCUCUGCAUUUCCGUAGUUAAAUGCGAGUCAGACUAUGAUGAAGAGGGAGAUGACAGAGAUGACAGGCCACAUAAGCCUGCAGUGGAUGCUCGGAGUCAUCGACCAGUAGAUAAGAGAAGGGAAUCAGCUCCAUCUCUGAGACCAGCUCCACCUCCCAUCAGUGGGGGAGGGUACAGAGCUCGUCCCUCACAACCUCAGUCUAUUCAGCAGAAGAAAUUGGAAAGAAAGGCCCCUGAUGCCGGAGGCUGCCUCCACGCUGAUGCAGAUAUGGGAGUGUUGUGUCCAACAGGAUGUGUGCUGCAAGACACGUUAGUGAAACAGGAGAGAACUGUGAAAGCCAAUGUUGAAGACCUGGGAGCUGAAGUGGACUCCUUUGCUCAGAGGACUUCUAGCAACUUCCAGCACAUGGGGAUCCUCAAGGAUGUGUGGGCAAAAAGACAGAAGCAAAUAAUAGACAAUGAAAAUGCAGUAAAUGGGUUUUCAUCUGAACUGGAAAAGCAUCAAAUCUACAUCCAGGAGACGGUGAACACUCAUAUCCCAAACAACCUCCGAGUGCUUCGGUCGAGUCUAGAAAGCCUAAGAAGCAAAAUACAGAAAUUGGAAAGUGAUGUUUCAGUUCAAAUGGACUACUGUCGCAACCCAUGCACUGUCAGCUGUAGCAUCCCAGUGGUUUCAGGCAAAGAGUGCGAAGAAAUUAUUAGGAAAGGAGGUGAUACAUCUGAAAUGUAUCUCAUUCAGCCUGACGGUUUUGUCAAACCAUAUAGAGUUUAUUGUGAUAUGAAGACAGAAAAUGGAGGAUGGACAGUAAUCCAGAACCGUCAAGAUGGUAGUGUUGACUUUGGCAGAAAAUGGGAUGCAUACAAAAAUGGAUUUGGAAAUAUUGCAACCAAUGAAGAUGAAAAUAAAUACUGUGGGUUACCAGGUGAAUAUUGGCUUGGAAAUGAUAAAAUUAGCCAGCUUACCAAAAUGGGACCCACUGAACUUCUGAUUGAAAUGGAAGACUGGAAAGGUGAUAAGGUGAAGGCUCAUUAUGGAGGAUUCACAGUACAGAAUGAAGGCAACAAAUACCAGAUCUCUCUUAGUAAAUACAAAGGAACUGCUGGCAAUGCCCUGAUGGAUGGAGCAUCCCAGCUGGUGGGAGAGAACAGGACCAUGACCAUUCACAACGGCAUGUUCUUCAGCACCUAUGACAGAGAUAAUGAUGGGUGGUUAACUUCAGAUUCAAGUAAACAGUGUUCCAAGGAAGAUGGCGGCGGUUGGUGGUAUAACAGAUGCCACUCAGCUAAUCCAAAUGGCAGAUACUAUUGGGGUGGCCAUUACAGCUGGGAUAUGGCAAAACAUGGCACAGAUGAUGGAGUCGUAUGGAUGAAUUGGAAGGGGUCAUGGUAUUCAUUGAAGGGGAUGUCUAUGAAGAUCAGACCAUUCUUUCCACAACAAUAGUUUCAAAAACCAAUAGAUUUCUUUUUUUUAGUCUUCCCACAUGGGACAAAUUUUUUUAUACAUUAUUAUCAGAGUUUUCCUUCACAUAUUGGAAGCAAACCUCCCACAGAUUAUAGAUAUAACAUAAAUUGGAAAAGCUAUUUAGGAUAAAAGCCAUUAAAUACUAUAUAACCUUCUUUGAUACUUUUGAUUUGUAUUUUUUGUCAAGAAACUACUAAAAGGAAAAUUGGAGAAACAGAGUCAUUUAUAAAUUUCAAUUUUACCUGGUCAUGAAAAACAUUAAAAUAAGUGGAGAAAUGUUAUGUAGUUGUGAAAAAUCUGAGGCAAACUUAAAGCUGAUGUUAAAAACUCUUCUUUAAAAAUUAUAUUUAUUUAUGCAAAGUUCUGUGAAAGUUUUCCAAAGAUAUGUUCAUUAAACACUUUAUACUGCAA